UCCCAAGCGAAUUUACCGAGCUUUUGCUUUUGGUUAUUAGUUGGUUUCCAUUUCUUUCGUGGAUGGUUGAUCAUCGCGAUGCUAUUUAUGUAAACAAACUACUGGACCGGGUUUCGUGCGCGAUUCGCCGGUGCCAGGCAUAAUUCGCGUGAGACAAACAGUUACACGGUCUUUACGUCGCCAAAGGUUGGACUUAUCGUUAAAUCUUAACGAGGGUGAGAUGGCGGAUUCCGACGAGGAGAGCGAGAAGGACCUGGCGUCCGGUCUCAACAUCACCGGCUUCCUUUUCGGCAACAUCGACGACAACGGUCAGCUGGAGGACGAUAUCUUGGAUCCCGAAGCCAAGCAACAUCUAGCCUCGCUCAGUCGUCUCGGUCUAAGCUCGUUCAUCAGCGAGAUGAUGUCCAGUGACAGCAACGCCGAGGAGAAGGAGAAUGACAAAGCGGACGACAAGCAGGAUAAGCAGAGCGCAACUGCCAACGACGCCGAUGUAGAUUACCUGGCGAAAGCACCCACCGCCCUAGAUUUUUCGGAUAUAAACGAGUUGGCGGACGACAUAAAUGAUGAGAUCUCCAAGAGCAAUGGACUUGACAAGAGAGCGGACAAGGAGAAUGUAGAUUACGAUGCCGACGACGAGGAGGUCGUCAGCAAAUCGGACACGCAACUGAUGCCACCGCCGCCAAUACCGGAGGAGAAGGAGGCAUUGACUGCGGAGGAAGCGGAGGCAGCGCGCCAACGUAGGCUGGAGACGCCCCUCGCUUCCAUGCUGCCGUCCAAGUACGCCAAUAUCGACGUCACCGAGCUGUUUCCGGACUUUCGCACCAAUAAGGUUCUCAGAUUCUCACGAUUGUUCGGCCCGGGGAAGCCGAGCAGCCUGCCGCAGAUAUGGAGGGGCGUGAGAAAGCGACGCAAGAAGAAGAGGCAUCAGGAUGUCAGAGAUUCCGAUUCUGGCUCCGAUCAGGAUGACAAGAAGCCCAAAUUUAAGGGUUGGAACAUGCAGUACGGUCCUGAACCGAGUGCGGAGGCAUGUCGCUCGGAUGACGAGACCAAGCUGCUGCGACCGGUAGAGGACAAGGAGCAGACUGGUAAGACGGGCGAGAGUGGCGAGAACGGCGACAUGGGACCCAAGGUUGCUGACUGGAGGUUUGGACCAGCUCAAUUGUGGUACGACAUGCUGGAAGUGCCGGAAACUGGAGAUGGUUUCAACUACGGCUUCAAGACCGUUGAAAAAGUGGAAGACCAAGAGAGCGGCAAACUGGAGGCCAAGGCUGAGGAGUUCGCAGACGAUGCGUUCCUGAUGGUAUCUCAGCUGCAUUGGGAGGACGACGUAGUCUGGAAUGGUGACGACAUUAAGCACAAGGUGAUGCAGAAGUUAAAUAGCAAGAAUAACGCUGCCGGCUGGGUACCAUCAAGUGGCAAUAGAACUGCGCAAGCCUUCAGUCAGCCCGGAAAAGGUGCCCCUGUUAAUGUAGCACCGAACGUUAGACUGGCCACCUCGCAAAUUACAACUCCGUUGCACAUGCAAUCUCAAAAGAACAAGAUGAACAUGGGUAAGGGGAAUCAACAGCAGCAGCGGGAGGAGGACGACACUUGGUAUUCGAUAUUCCCGGUGGAAAAUGAAGAGCUCGUUUACGGUUUGUGGGAGGAGGAGGUGAUUUGGGAUCCCGAGAGUAUGAAGAAGAUCCCGAAACCGAAGAUACUCACGCUGGAUCCGAACGACGAGAAUAUAGUUCUGGGCAUACCGGACGACAUUGAUCCCGCUCUUCUCCUCAAAGACAACGCUCCGCAGCCCAAGGUGAAAAUUCCGCAUCCGCAUGUCAAGAAGAGCAAGUUGCUGCUGGGCAAAGCGGGCGUCAUCAACGUCCUCGAGGAGGACACGCCCCCGCCACCGCCUAAGUCGCCCGACCGGGAUCCGUUCAACAUAUCAAACGAUACAUAUUACAUGCCCAAGUCCUCGGAAACUACGUUGCGGUUGAAGGUCGGCGGCGGCAAUCUGAUACAGCACAGCACGCCAGUGGUGGAGCUGCGCGUUCCUUUCGUACAAACGCACAUGGGUCCGAUGCGACUGAGGAACUUUCACAGGCCACCGUUGCGAAGGUUCAGCCACGGGCCGUUGGCUCAUCCAGGACCGCAUGGUGUUCUACCGCUGCUGAAGCACAUUAAGAAAAAAGCUAAGCAACGAGAGCAAGAGAGAAUUGCCUCUGGCGGUGGCGACGUGUUCUUCAUGAGAACACCCGAGGACCUGACCGGACGAGAUGGCGAAUUGGUGCUCGUCGAAUUUUCGGAGGAGCACCCGCCGCUCAUGAAUCAGGUCGGCAUGUGCUCCAAAGUAAAGAAUUAUUACAAGAGGCGGGCCGGCAAGGAUCAGGGGCCACAGACGUACCGAUACGGAGAGACGGCUUACGCUCACACCAGCCCCUUCCUCGGAAUUCUCACGCCCGGCCAGAGUAUCCAAGCGGUCGAGAACAACAUGUACAGAGCUCCACUUUACGAGCACAAAAUUCCCGAGACCGAUUUCUUAGUCAUAAGAUCAAGACAGCAAUAUUAUAUUAGAGAAGUGGAUGCGUUGUUUGUUGCCGGACAGGAAUGCCCGCUCUAUGAAGUACCUGGACCCAACUCGAAGAGAGCGAACAACUUCGUGCGAGAUUUUCUACAGGUGUUCAUAUACAGAUUGUUCUGGAAGUCGCGCGACACCCCUCGACGAAUCAAGAUGGAUGAUAUAAAAAAGGCCUUCCCGUCUCACAGCGAGAGUAGCAUCAGGAAGAGGUUGAAGCUGUGCGCUGACUUUAAAAGAACCGGCAUGGAUUCCAAUUGGUGGGUGAUAAAACCGGACUUUCGAUUGCCAACGGAGGAGGAGAUCCGCGCUAUGGUGUCGCCGGAGCAGUGCUGCUCUUAUUUCAGCAUGAUCGCGGCCGAGCAGCGUCUAAAGGACGCCGGAUACGGCGAAAAGUUCCUGUUCACUCCGCAGGACGACGACGACGAGGAUAUGCAGCUGAAGAUGGACGACGAGGUGAAGGUGGCACCGUGGAACACGACGCGCGCCUACAUCCAAGCCAUGAAAGGAAAGUGUCUAUUGCAGUUGGCGGGUCCAGCCGAUCCGACUGGGUGCGGCGAAGGUUUCUCUUAUGUCAGAGUACCGAAUAAACCGACUAUUAGCAAGGAAGAGCAAGAAGCUCAGCCGAAGAGAACUGUAACUGGUACAGACGCGGACUUGAGAAGACUGUCCUUGAACAAUGCAAAAGCGCUACUGCGAAAAUUCGGUGUGCCUGAGGAGGAGAUCAAGAAGUUAUCGCGUUGGGAAGUAAUCGACGUGGUGCGAACUCUGUCGACGGAAAAGGCGAAGGCCGGCGAGGAGGGCAUGACGAAGUUUUCACGCGGCAAUCGCUUUUCAAUCGCCGAGCACCAGGAGCGCUACAAGGAGGAGUGCCAACGUAUCUUCGACCUACAGAAUCGCGUGUUGUCGUCAAACGAAGUGUUGAGCACAGACGAAGGCGAGAGCUCGGAAGAGGACAGCUCGGAUAUCGAAGAAAUGGGUAAGAACAUUGAGAAUAUGUUGUCGAACAAAAAGACGAGUACGCAGCUAUCGCUGGAGCGAGAGGAGCAACAGCGGCACGAAUUACGGAAGAUGCUGAUGGGCGAGGCGCAGGAGCAGGAGAGCAAGAAGGGCAAGGAGAGCAAGAAGAAGGACGAGGAGGAGGAUAGCCCGGUUAAUAACUUCAAUGCGCAGCAAGGUCGCGUACUGAAGAUUUACCGUACGUUCCGUAAUCAGGAGGGUAAGGAGUAUACGCGAGUCGAGUUGGUGAGGAAACCUGCUGUGAUCGACACGUACCUCAAGAUCCGCAAUUCCAAAGACGAGUCGUUCAUCAAACAGUUCGCCACGUUGGACGACGCGCAGAAGGAGGAGAUGAAGCGGGAGAAGCGUAGGAUUCAGGAGCAGCUACGGCGGAUCAAGCGAAACCAGGAGAGGGAACGUAUGCACACCGGACCGGCGAUAGUGAACGGUAGCAGCAUCAACAAUUCGAGCAAUAACAUGUUUGAUCGCAGCAACACUAACACUCCACCUACCACCUCCUCGACUAGUAUCCUUCCGUUCUGUAAUUUCCAAUCCUCUACUUCUUCUGCUCCCACACCUAAGCAUCCCAAACCGGAGGUGUCCCCUCCCAAGCGUAAGAAACCUAAACUCAAGCCAGAUCUGAAGCUUAAGUGCGGCGCUUGUGGUAACGUCGGUCACAUGCGCACCAACAAGGCCUGUCCGCUCUAUCAGAAUAGCAUUGCCACAGCGCCGGUGAACGUUGCGAUGACCGAGGAGCAGGAGGAGGAAAUUGAGAAGCAGCUAAAUACCGAUGACCAGGAUCUAGUUAAUGUCGACGGCACCAAAGUGAAGCUGUCCUCGAAGCUGAUCAAGCACGCCGAGGAGAUGAAGAGACGUACAUUGGUACUCAAAGUGCCGAAGGAGGCGGUGGGUUCGAAGAAGCGCAGAAAACCGCCCACAGACGACCACUGUGACUACUUGAAACGCCAUCAGAGGCCGGUUAACAGGCGCAGAACCGACCCGGUUGUCGUAAUGUCCACGAUGUUGGAGAGCAUUCUAAACGAGAUGAGAGAUCUGCCGGAUGUGCAACCGUUCCUGUUCCCAGUCAAUGCUAAAGCAGUCCCGGAUUAUCACAAGAUCAUACAGCGGCCUAUGGAUCUGCAGACCAUACGUGAGAAUUUGAGGAUGAAAAAAUAUCAGAGCAGGGAGGAAUUCCUGGCGGAUGUUAAUCAGAUCGUGGAGAAUUCGACGCUCUAUAACGGAGCGAAGAGCUCGUUGACUGUGGCCGCCAAGAGAAUGUUGGAUACGUGCGUCGAGAGGCUGGGUGAAAGGGAGGAUCGUUUGAUGAGGCUGGAAAAGGCCAUCAAUCCCCUUCUGGACGACAACGACCAGGUCGCCCUCACCUUCAUCUUGGAUAACGUUGUCAACAACAAGUUGAAGUCCAUGACAGAAGUGUGGCCGUUCAUGAAGCCUGUGAAUAAAAAGAUGGUGAAGGAUUAUUACAAUAUUGUCAAGAGACCGAUGGACCUAGAAACAAUAUCUAAAAAAGUGUCUGCGCACAAAUACCACAGUCGUCAUGAGUUUCUUAGAGAUAUUGAGCAGAUUUUGGAGAAUUGCACGCUUUAUAAUAGCAAGGAUUCUCCGCUCACGAAUAAAGCGGAGUUGCUAGUUAAAGUGUGUAAAGACACCCUAGACGAGUACGAUGAACAUUUGACGCAAUUGGAAAACAAUAUACUGCUCGUGCAGAAACGGGCGAUGGAGCAAGCAGACAUAGAUUCUUCGUGGCUUUGUCCAGACGAGGAAAACUAUACUAUCACAGAGCCUGAAUAUAGAGGCAGCCAGACCAGCUCUCCGGAAAAUCCAUUUGGCAAAUCAAAUAUGGAUGACUUCGAUUUUGUCGAUGUGGAAGGAGAAAUGGAAGCAGACAUGGACAGGAACACGAAAAAGAAGGAUGUGCUCGAAGAAGAUCUUCAAUUCUCUAGUGAAGACGAGUUCGACGAAGUGCCAUUCGGCACGGACGAACAUUCCGAGCAAAACGAAACGGAGGCGCUGGAGCUAAGUGAAGUCAGGGAAGGUGUCGUAUUAGCGGAUGAUGACAGUCAGCAAGCCGCCGAGGCGAUGGUCCAGCUAGGCAACGUCGGCUUUUAUAUGGGCGAACAGCAGCUGCUUCAACAAGAUGAGAGCAUGGACGUAGAUCCGAAUUACGAUCCGUCAGACUUCCUGUUGGCUGGUUUGCCGGCCAGAGACGAUAAAGGCGAGAAUAAGAUCCAGGACGACCUGGCCGUUUCCGAGAGCGACGACGACGCCGAGAACACGGCUAAACAGGAGGUACAGCGGAACCAGCAGCAGCCACAACUGCCGCAGCCGGACGAGGACGACGGCGGUGACUUGUGGUUUUAAGUGCAAAAGUGUUAUUAUUUUUUAUUAAAGUAAUACUUAUACAAGUAUCGUUUAUUUACUAUACAUAUUUAAUAAGAAUUUGAGAGAUCUAGCUAAAGACUUGCGAAUUCUUAAGUCUACCUUGUAAGAUUAAAGAAUCUGGGACUUGUUCUUCGUAUAUUAUGUGCACAUAUGUAUAGGAAUCUGUAAAUAUAAAAUAAAGUAUUGUUUUGUAUCUACGA
Messenger RNA from Vollenhovia emeryi, 6153 nucleotides. RefSeq names its product transcription initiation factor TFIID subunit 1 (gene Taf1). The transcript is spliced from 16 exons. The record is from RefSeq and is a predicted model, not a curated record. NCBI's taxonomy places the organism in Eukaryota, Metazoa, Arthropoda, Insecta, Hymenoptera, Formicidae. The coding region runs from base 221 to 5932 and encodes 1903 amino acids. Gene Ontology annotation, molecular function: histone acetyltransferase activity; RNA polymerase II general transcription initiation factor binding; DNA binding. Gene Ontology annotation, biological process: DNA-templated transcription initiation; transcription by RNA polymerase II; RNA polymerase II preinitiation complex assembly. Gene Ontology annotation, cellular component: transcription factor TFIID complex.